AUGAGCCGCAGGUCUUCCGCAAUCAGCUCCCUGUCGCGCGCUCUCCUACGCGCCCUGCUGCAUCGCCCGGAGGCGUCAGCUGCGUGCGACGCCCGGCAGUUCUGUGCCGCGGCGCUGGGCCCGUCGCAAGGAGCGACUCGCGGAGCUGCACGAGGCGCAGCGGCAGCGUCGCAUGAGCUCGCUGGAGGGCGGGAGCGCAGCGCUGCCGCGCUCGCGCUCACGCUCGCGGCCGUGGGAGCGGCGUCUGCCGCGGCGGCGCGUCCGCCGGCCAAGUCGGCGGAGGAGGAGGCUGUUCUCGAUUCCCUGCGUCCGCUGGCGAACGAAAUAUCCACGGAGGUCGACCGGUGGCUCGUCCAGGACGGCCCGCACACGCAGGCGACGCGCGACGCCUGGACCAAGUACCUGACGACCGUCACGCGCGUCGCGACGCAGCUCGCCACCAACGCCGACACCGGGGAACAGGUGGUGCGCGUCACCAUCCCGCUGUCGCCCACCGCGGACCCGCGCGCGGUGAUCGACGCGGCGGCGGGAAGCGGUGCGGGCAUGCGGUCCAUCGUUGUGACGGAGGGCGACGACGGCGCGCUGACGUUCGUCGCGACGGCGGAGCUGCACGGGGGCUCCGUGCGGGGGCGGAUCGCUGCGGCCGGCGACGGCGAGGCGGCGCGCGCCGUCGAGGUUGACGUGCCGCUGUCGCUGCUGCGCUCGCAGCGCGCGGCGGCCACGCACGAUACGCUCCGCGGCGUGCUGUUCGCGUCGUCGGGCCUGAACGAGCCGACGGGGGCCGCUGGGCUCGUGUGGCCGUGGGGGGUGGGCCGCGGGGGGGACCCUUUUGAUGACGCGGAAUUAGACCCCUGGGGCCUGCUGGGGCCGAUGUUCGGAGGAGGUGCGCUGGGGGGCCUCCCGCACGGUCGCGGGUCCAACGGCCAAGACGGCCCGGGGGGGCCACGGAUGCGCCGGGAGGGUCCUGGGAGCCCACAUCAGGGGGGGGGUGUUGCUGAGUCCUCCGGGGACCCCAAGGAGGCCGCGGUGGCGGAGCUCGAGCGCAUGGGCGUGACAGUGGUGAUGCCGAAGCAGGACGGCGACGGCGCGCGCAACGACUUCGACGUCGACUGGGGGAGUCUGGCCGGGUACAACAAUCAAAAAGCGGCCAUCGUCGAGGCCCUGCUGCUCCCGCUGAUCCGGCCGGACGUCUACGACGCCGUCUCGGCGGGCACGCGGCGCCAGAAGGGCGCCGCGGGCAGCAGCCGGCCGCGCGCGAUCCUCUUCGAAGGCCCCCCGGGGACUGGCAAAACAGCGUCAGCCCGCGCCAUCGCGGGGCAGGCCGGCGUCCCGCUGGUGUACGUGCCGCUCGAGACGAUCGUGAGCAAGUGGUUCGGCGAGAGCGAGAAGACGCUCGGGAAGGUCUUCGACGCCGCAGAGACGCUCGGGGGCGCGCUGAUCUUCCUGGACGAGGUGGACGCGCUGGCGGUGGCGCGCGGGGACGAAACGCACGAGGUGUCGCGGCGGCUGCUCGGCGUGCUGCUGCGGCGGAUGGACGGGUUCGAUCAGGGCUCGAAGGUCGUGGUGGUUGCUGCGACGAACCGGCAGUCUGACCUGGACCCCGCGCUGCUGUCGCGGUUCGCGCUGACGGUGCCGUUCGGGCUCCCGGACGCGGAGACGCGCGUGGCGAUCGUGGGGGAGUACGCCGCGCAGCUCUCCGCCGGCGACAGGAAGGUGGUCGCGGAGGAGUGCGAGGGGUUCGCGGGGCGCGACAUCAAGUCGGUUUGCGAGGACGCAGAGCGGCGCUGGGCGGCAGCGAUCGUGCGGGGCAAGCAGAAGGCGGGGUCGCUGCCCGGGCGGCAGGAGUACGUGGACGCGGCGCGGCGGCGGCAGGACGCGCGCGGGCACCCCGCGGGAUGGUGA
This is a messenger RNA of Pedinophyceae sp. YPF-701, 1902 nucleotides long. Lineage: Eukaryota; Viridiplantae; Chlorophyta; Pedinophyceae. The record is from the annotation of a GenBank genome assembly.